UAAUCAUGAUGAUGAUCGUGAUCAUGUUGACGAUAAAUUUGUUGUGGAGCUGAUGUUUGCUUUUAUUUGUUUUUGUGAUUUCCAUAGAAUUUGUUCAUUGUAUAAUGUAUUCAGUACGGGGACAUCAAUCGUUAAGCUUAAACAUUUUAACGUUACGUGAACAAAUUAUUCGUAGAAAUUUAAAUUUUUUAAGAAUUUCAUAAUAUAGUUUUGGAAUUUUCUUGGAAAAACAGCCCUAAUUAUUGUGAUUUUUUUUGAAAUUUUUUCUUAAAUAAAUAAAAAGUCUGUAGUAGUUUUAGUACGUAUGAGAAAAUGGCCAAAUUGUUGACCUAUAUUUUCAUUGUGUGUUCUUGCAUUUUGUGGUACUUCCUGUUGUUUGGUAGCGGCGGCGAUAAGGUGGGCGGCAGUGAAGGUGGUGGCGGCGGUUUUAUGGGUGUAGCCGCCACAAAUGGUCAUGGCAAUCCAUUGGAAGGUCGUGAUUAUCAUCAUACGGAAAGGGCUGGUCAUAUAAAAAGAGAUUUAAAUCACUGCUGGCGCCGCUACGAUGGUUAUAAUUUACAAAAUACUGUAGUAAAUAAAAAGGAACAACUUAAAAAGCCCUAUGGUAUUUUAUGUAAUUUUAAGUGCACCUGGUUUUUUACAAUAACAUUUCCCACAUGUGAAUUUAUUUAUGAUUAUAAAUUAUCCUGUUACUUAUUUACAUCACUGCCUGAUUGUACUACGGUGAAGUGUACGCUAUUAAAUUAUUUUACCUAAAUUAAAAA
Messenger RNA from Calliphora vicina (urban bluebottle blowfly), 764 nucleotides. RefSeq lists its product as uncharacterized. The coding region runs from base 313 to 756 and encodes 147 amino acids. The record is from RefSeq and is a predicted model, not a curated record. The transcript has 3 exons. NCBI's taxonomy places the organism in Eukaryota, Metazoa, Arthropoda, Insecta, Diptera, Calliphoridae.